This is a messenger RNA of Dicrocoelium dendriticum, 1101 nucleotides long. The record is from the annotation of a GenBank genome assembly. NCBI's taxonomy places the organism in Eukaryota, Metazoa, Platyhelminthes, Trematoda, Plagiorchiida, Dicrocoeliidae.
AUGUCCCUAGGCGUCUCAGUCUACUGCCUGCUUCGGCGAACUCCGCUACCGCCUGGAGUGCGAUUAUCGGCACAUGAUAAUCGCCCGGUCACCGCACGUCGCAAUUGGUACAAAGUGACUAAACCCGGCGGUGGAUUCGAUCCCCAAACAGAUUUGCUACAGUCACAUGACAUUAUGCGAGGGAUAAAGAUGGGCAGUCGUUACCUGUGUUUCGAGUCGGACGAAUUGAAUCGAGCCAUGAAAGAACUAGCACCUGUGGGGCUAUACCUACUGGGAUUCAAACCACUGAAGGAACUAAAACGUCAUUAUCAUAUCCGACCUCCGCAGUUUGUUUACCCUAACGAGUCGGUGGUUCGUGGUAGUCGCACAUGGUUCUCUCUUCUUUUACACGUUUGCCUUCGACGGGAUCUGUUUGCCUUAGCUGUUUAUGUCCCAAGAAAGCGCACGCCUCCUCGUCUUGUGGCUCUCACUCCACAGGCGGAGCGACUGGACGCUGAUGGCACUCAGUUGUAUCCUCCCGGAUUCCUUCUGGUUUUCUUACCCUAUGCAGAUGAUUUCCGUAAUCUGGAUCUACCGUCAGCUAGCUUAGCAUCCGCCGAUCAAGUCGAAGCAGCGAAGUCUUUGAUCAAAAAAUUGACUGUUCCAUUUGACCCGAGACAGAUUCACAACCCCUUACUUCAGCGACACUAUGCUAUGCUCGAGGCACUCGCGCUAAACAAGGAUGAACUGCCCACCGAGGUGAUCGAUGAGACAUUGCCGAAUAUUACCGGAAUCAAUCGGCGCGCUGGAGCGGAACUAGAGAACUUUAAACGUGCUUGUCAUCUAGAGGAUGCGAGUUUCGUCAAGUGGCCACCCCGUGAAUUCGAGCCUGGUGCAUCAGGUCAGUCGACUCCAGAACUCACUACCGAACACAUACGUGGUUUGGUUGAACGCGAUGAGUUGCAUACAUUAACAGUGCCAACUUUACGUCAAGCAUUGAAGAUUUUGAAGAGUACACCUUUGGGUCGAAAGAAGGUGGAUCUUGUCAGCCAAAUAACUAAUCAUUUUCGAUGACCAUUUGAUCGCUUGAACUGUCUAUUUAUUAAACUUUACUUGAUAAUC